AUUUAAUUUAGUCCCCUCAAAGUUUUUUUAAGAAAGCUUACAAAAGAAAAGAUGUUGUCAAGGAAAAUAACAUGCAACUCACACGGCCAAGAUUCUUCCUACUUCUUAGGAUGGCAAGAGUACGAAAAGAACCCAUACCAUCCUAUUCAUAAUCCAUCCGGGAUUAUUCAGAUGGGCCUCGCUGAAAAUCAGCUUUCUUUUGAUCAUCUGGAAUCAUGGAUUGCGAAAAAUCGGCCAAACGAGUGGUUUGAGCAAAGGGGUGGAUCCAUGUUCAGGGAGUUGGCUCUUUUCCAGGAUUAUAAUGGUUUGCCUGAAUUUAAGAAGGUAUUAGCAGAGUACAAUAGUAAAAUAAGACAAAACAAGGUGAAAUUUGAGGCCAACAAGCUUGUACUCACAGCUGGUGCAACCUCAGCUAACGAAACUCUCAUGUUUUGCCUUGCUGACCAUGGUGAAGCUUUUCUUAUCCCGACCCCAUAUUAUCCUGGGUUGGAUAGGGACCUCAAAUGGCGCACGGACGUAAAACUCAUCCCUAUAACUUGCACAAGCUCCAACCACUUCCGAAUCACAUCUCCCGCCCUUCACCACGCCUACCAACACGCCCAAAACCUCCACCUCAAAGUCAAAGGCAUUUUCAUCACAAACCCUUCAAACCCCCUCGGCACUUCCCUCACUCACCAAGAACUAAACUUACUCCUCACCUUCGCCAUCCAAAACAACCUCCACAUAGUCAGCGACGAGAUUUACGCCGGCACAGUUUUCUCCUCCCCCGAAUUCAUAAGCAUUCUCGAAGCCCUAAAAAAUACGAAUGACUCGACAAUUUCUAGCCGAGUCCACGUGGUGUCCAGCCUGUCAAAAGACCUCGGCCUCCCGGGCUUUCGUAUCGGCAUGAUAUACUCUGAGAACGAAACCCUGAUAUCGGCCGCCACGAAAAUGUCGAGCUUCGGGCUCAUCUCGUCGCAGACGCAACACCUCGUCUCGAAAAUACUCGCGGACGAAGGGUUUGUGGACGAGUACGUUAGGGUUAAUGGGGCUCAGUUGAGUAAAAGGCGGGAAAUGCUGGCGGAGGGGCUCGGGAGGAUGGGGAUAGGGUGUUUGGAGGGAAACGCGGGGCUUUUCUGUUGGGUGGACAUGAGGCAUUUGCUUGUGGAGGCGAGUUUCGAGGCCGAGAUGGAGCUCUGGGAGAAGAUGUUGAGGGAGUUCGGGUUGAAUGUUUCGCCGGGCUCGUCUUUUCACUGCUCGGAGCCCGGUUGGUUUCGCGUGUGUUUCGCGAACGUGGAGAAACGGACGCUGGAUUUGUCGGUCGAGAGGAUUCGGGCGCUUGUGGAGUCGAGGCUCGAGGGAAAGGAAAUUUGAAGGAAUUAAUAUUGAGAAGUGUUUGUAUGUAUUUAUUGGAAAAAUUUCGACUCUGGUCUGUUUACUGGUUUAAAGUCCUUUUUCGGUAAAUUAGUAAGUUAUGUUGCAAUUUGUAUCAUUUUCAAGAAAUUAAUCCUAAAAC
Striga asiatica is the source of this 1495-nucleotide messenger RNA. The record is from the annotation of a GenBank genome assembly. Lineage: Eukaryota; Viridiplantae; Streptophyta; Magnoliopsida; Lamiales; Orobanchaceae.